This is a messenger RNA of Coniophora puteana RWD-64-598 SS2, 951 nucleotides long. RefSeq names its product GTP-binding nuclear protein. Gene Ontology annotation, biological process: ribosomal subunit export from nucleus; protein import into nucleus. Gene Ontology annotation, cellular component: cytoplasm; nucleus. NCBI's taxonomy places the organism in Eukaryota, Fungi, Basidiomycota, Agaricomycetes, Boletales, Coniophoraceae. The transcript has 7 exons. The record is from RefSeq and is a predicted model, not a curated record. Gene Ontology annotation, molecular function: GTP binding; GTPase activity. Bases 89 to 742 code for a protein of 217 amino acids.
UUGAUUUUCGUCCGUCACGAACGAGCGAGAGUCUGACCAGUGUUGCUUCCAGUCCGGCACCUCCAGUCCCUAAUCUCUAGCUUCUUCUAUGUCUGAGCAAGCUCAGAACUCGAUUCCUACCUUCAAGCUCGUCCUCGUUGGCGAUGGUGGUACCGGCAAGACUACGUUCGUCAAGCGUCAUUUGACUGGUGAAUUCGAGAAAAAGUACAUUGCUACUUUGGGUGUUGAGGUUCAUCCUCUGACUUUCUCCACCAACUUCGGCACCAUCUGCUUCAACGUCUGGGACACCGCAGGUCAGGAGAAGUUUGGUGGGCUUCGGGAUGGCUACUACAUUCAGGGCCAGUGCGGUAUCAUCAUGUUUGACGUCACGUCCCGGAUCACCUACAAGAAUGUCCCCAACUGGCACCGUGACCUUGAGCGCGUUUGUGAAAAUAUCCCAAUCGUCCUGUGCGGAAACAAGGUCGACGUCAAGGAGCGUAAAGUCAAAACUGGGGCCGUCACGUUCCACCGCAAAAAGAACUUGCAGUACUUUGAAAUUUCUGCCAAGUCCAACUACAACUUUGAGAAGCCCUUCCUUUGGCUUGCAAGGAAGCUUGUUGGCAACCCUGGCCUCGAGUUCGUUGCUGCACCCGCCCUUGCUCCUGCGACAGUUGAGGUAGAUAAGGCACUGAUGGAGCAGUAUCAGAGGGAGCUUGCUCAGGCGGAAGCCGUCCCACUUCCUGAAGAAGACGACGACCUGUAAUCUAUCCCUUUACCUUCAUCCAUCUUCACGAUACACUCCAUAGUCAAUGUUCUGACUGUCCGCCCGCUUUCACGGUUCUCUGAAAUUACAGUUACAUUUGUGUAGAACAUAUCAUGAUUCAAAUGAUGUACCUAUCCUCUGGAGACUAAAUAUUGUCCUCCGAGGAACACCGGGCAUGCUAAUAACCAUUUGGUCGCACUGUCACUUCC